Molecule: messenger RNA, 854 nt
Organism: Drosophila grimshawi
Lineage: Eukaryota; Metazoa; Arthropoda; Insecta; Diptera; Drosophilidae
Product: cilia- and flagella-associated protein 299
Exons: 2
Coding region: 108-809 (233 amino acids)
Source: RefSeq, a predicted model, not a curated record
GAAUGGAUCCAUCAACACUAAUAAAAGCACGCAGAUAAACCGAAAUACAUUCUUUGAAAUUGUGAAAUUAAAAUAUACCAGAAAUAAUUAAGCGAGACUUAAGCAAAAUGCGCGGCGACUUUAAUCUGCUCAAUUUCGAGACAUAUGCGGAAUAUCUGGAAUCGUUUACCAGACCAGAGGAAUACCGUUACUUGGGAAACAAGAAAGUUAUAAAUUCGCUUGUGAAACUUGGCUAUCGGACUAAUGCCACUAUUCAUGAGGAGGACGACUUCUAUAGGCUCAAGAAACAUCUGACGGAACUAAUCAACCCAAAAACAACAUCAGUAAAACUCUUUGGCAGUUAUCUGACGAGCGAUGAUCCAGUGCUAGUUGCGCUAGCUGAACGCGAGGAGCGCAAUUUGCAAAAGAAGUUAUCGACCAUUAUCUUUUUACAAGUUCGACAACGGAGUGGCUUCGACAUAUCGGGUUAUAUCGACUACGCGGAUAGCUUACUAGCCGCCAACCUCCAUAUGGUAGGUUGCACCAAUUGGAAGGCUGUCUUCGAGGGUCGCAUUAUGCUGCGACCCAAACGCAGCCAUUUGAGCUUCUUUGACUGGCACAGUGGCACCAUUUGCUACAAUCCAAGCAACAAUUACGCAAUCAUGCACCACGGUGCUUCGCUGAUGUUUCAGCAUCUUGGCGAUCACAAGUUCAUCCCAGUUACGAACGCCGACAGUUGGCACAAGGAUAAUGUAAAGCGCACAUCCAUCCGUUCGCCAAUGUAUAAUUGUAUAGUUUUAUACGAUCAUGUCGUUAGAAAAGCAUCAUAAGUUGAAAAUUAAUCAAAUGGAAAAUAUACCCAUAUACGAAAAUUA